AAGUUCACGUGAAACUUUCAAACUUUUCACGUUUCCGCCCUAGGGGAAAAGUUACAUGAUCGACUCCCUGUUUUGCAAGUCUGAUUUAUUUGUUUUUAACCUAAAAAAUGGAUGAACUAUUAAGUUGGGAAGAUAUUGAAAAUGAUCAGUUUUUUAAACAACUGUUAGAUUCUAAUUCCAAAAAAACAGACGUCAGUCCAUUGUUGUCAGUGGCCCAGCAACUGAAUAAAUUAGGACAAGCUAUCGAGGUCCUGAAUAUUGAACUGCAAAAACAAGUACUUGCUAAUCAUGAGGAUUUACUGUCACAAGCGACAUGGGUAGAAAAACUAGAAGGAGUGCUUUUUAUAAUGCAGUCUCAUAUACAAAGUCUCUUGUCAGCAGUAGAACGAUUACGUGGCAAGAUUAUUGAUCCAUUUAAUAGGAUUGAAAUGCAAACAAUAGUAUUGUCACGGCUUCAUGAAACCUCAGAUCUCUUAAGAAGAGUAGCUAGGAUGCAACAUUUAUCAAAACGUUUAAAUUCUCAAAUGACUAGCAUUACUCAAGGGCCAGACAUAAUUAAAGCUGCCAACAGUUUGCACGAACUUGAACAAUUAUUAGCAGACACGGAUCUUAAUGGUUUAGAUGUAAUCGCAGAUGACCAACAGACUAUAAAAACUCAGAGAGUUACAGUACAAAGAAUAGCUACACAUACAUUAACGCAAGGUUUACAAAUGACAGAUAAAACAAAGGUGAGCACAGCUGUGCAAGUCUUUCAAAACUUGGAAAUGAUAAGCAGCAUUGUAGACACAACUAUAGAAUCUAUCCUAACUGAAAUAGAAAAAAUUUCUACAGAUUCGUUAGAUGUAUCUUUGGUAACAAGUCAAGAUUUUGGAAAACGUGGAGCGCCAGGCAGGGCUGCGAUUCCGUCGCCUGGAUCAUCUGGAAAUUUACGUACGAGAAUUUGGGAAAAUCUCGAACGUCUUUUCCAAGAUACUUUAUACACGCAAUGUCUGCAAAUUGAAUUGCUGCAAAGAGUAUUGUUGGAACAUCACAUGAAAGGAUUUCACGAUUUAUCCGAAAAAUUUUGGGAUAAAGUAAACGCUCUUCUUGCAAAAAUCUUAGUUGAGCGUGCUCAAGGGUCGUCAUUUGUAAAACAAGCUCUAGAAGGGGAGUAUCCCAAAUUUUUAAGGAUAUAUUUAGAUUUGAGUAAACGUUUAAAAGAAAGAUCUCACAGUAUCGGAAUUUAUGAUAUCGACCGCAAUAUUUUAUUACCAUUUGAAAACGCAUAUUUAUCACGUUCAGUUUCUCGGCUUUUGGAUCCAGUUCACAAUAUGUUUUCUGGAGGUUUACCAACGCAUGACGAGAUCGAUAAUCUCAUACGUAUGAUUACAAAUGAACUGAGUGUAUCACUAGUGGAUGAUGGACUCUCGACUGUGGUGUCGCGUAAUGUAGGAAAAGCAAUAAGACUGUUCUGCUUAAAAUGCGAACAAAGUGUGGUAACAGGUGGCGAAGCCAGCCAAGUAAUCGAUUCUCCUACUACUGGCCAACAGACGAAUAUCACGCUUGCAAAUCUUCUGCAUUAUCUUUCCAACCAAACGAACCGUGUAAUAGCAAAUUUGACUGGAGGUUUAUCGUCCGAAGGAAGCGUCGUCAUUACGACAGCACUCAAGGAAACGGACGAAUUAACGAGAAAUCUGCUUGCACCAUUGUUAAUUUCUAUUAGUGAUGCAAUUGAGAGCAUUAUCUUAACAAUGCACGACGAUCCCGAAUUUAGAGACACGAGUAGCCCUCUAGGGAAAGAAAUUGGUUGUUCUCUUUACAUGCGUGAAUUACAAGGCUUUAUUUUACGAUCUGUGAAUACAUUUCUACUACCGUACAAAAAUCAAGUAGUUGUAACCGAAAGUUGUAAAGCUGUCGCGUCGAGAUGUAUAGAAUUAUUUGUGCGCCACGCUUGUUUGUUGAGACCUUUAACUGAUUUUGGGAAAGCAAAGCUUCUGGUAGAUUUUGCUCAGAUAGAAAUAGCUGUGAUGCCGUUGUGUCGCGGUGGCCAAAUGGGUUUGCUCGAACAACAGCAAUACAGAACUCUACGAGCGCUAAAAACUUUACUUCCCCUAAAUCCCGAGGAGAUGGUGGAUAAAAUUCUGGAAGGGCAAGGAGAGAGUAAUGUCUCGCCAUCUCUUAUUCUUCUGCAUCUGUUUUCUGGUGCACCGUCCGAAUUGACAUCACCUCAUCAGAGUGCCGGAUGGUCUGUAGGCCGAUUAUCUCAAUGGAUGGAUAAUCAUCCGAGCGAAAGAGACAGAUUAACACUGUGCAGUGGACCAUUAGAACGUUAUCAAUUAACAGUACGCCAACAAAAUCUCCCAUCAUUUCAUCCUCUAUUUCCACAAAUGAUGAAAUUAGCUAACUUGAAAGAACAGUCGAGUCAAUGAAAUAUAUAUUGCAUAUAUGAUGUCAAUGGCAUACGAUGUUUCUAAAUAAUACAUAUAAACAUAAA
Messenger RNA from Pogonomyrmex barbatus (red harvester ant), 2473 nucleotides. It is a transcript of the gene fws, whose product is annotated as Conserved oligomeric Golgi complex subunit 5 four way stop. Gene Ontology annotation, biological process: intra-Golgi vesicle-mediated transport. Gene Ontology annotation, cellular component: COG complex. Lineage: Eukaryota; Metazoa; Arthropoda; Insecta; Hymenoptera; Formicidae. The record is from RefSeq and is a predicted model, not a curated record.